Pelobates cultripes (western spadefoot toad) is the source of this 1950-nucleotide messenger RNA. Lineage: Eukaryota; Metazoa; Chordata; Amphibia; Anura; Pelobatidae. The record is from the annotation of a GenBank genome assembly.
AUGCUUGGGAAUAGGAGCAGUGCAAAUGUGUUACUUUUUGGUUCCAGAGAACUGAAGGUACACAUGGAACAUGCAUCUCUCAGCAUUGAAUCAAUGCUUUCCUAUCGGAUUUUACUGACACUGGAUGCUUUAAUGCAAAGCGUGAGGGCUUCCAGCGUCUGGCAACACAGUCAGGUAAACUCCCGGAAUCGCUUCCAGUGGUUGUCUGGUAGACCGCCACUAGAAGGUGUCGAAAUACUGCAAUGUGAACAUGAGCUGAAGUAAUCUGGGUGGCUAUAGUGUCCCAUUAAACAAUAACCAUUCUUGUGAAGGAACAAAGGUGAAAUAUAAACUUUAAGAGUUAUUACAUUUUGGUUGGCCAUUGGAUUGAUUAAAUAGUGUAUCCUUGGGGUCUGAAGUGUGAGAGAUUCCCAGCACAAUGUGAAUCAAGGAGAAAAUUCACAAAAGUUGGAUAGCAGGACAUUGUAAGUAGAUGCUAGAACCAACAAAACCUUAGAGAAAUGCUGGAGGUCAUAGAGUACAUUUGACCUAUGUUAGUUGGGUUCAUAAUACCAGCAACUUCUGUUUGUUUAGUUUUUUUAUUUUAUGUGCAUUUUCUUUGCUAAGGAUGCAUGAAAAGCUAUAGAUUUGCUCUGAUCUAGAUAGAGGUUAUCACCUAGUUUAUCCAAUUUUAAGCCUGUUUUUCAUUCAGGAUCUUCUAACAUGAGCACAGGCAAGUGAAUGUGCAUCAAUAUAUUUCCUUCCAACAGUUCUGUUUAUGAUCCUGACCAGGAAUAAUCUAUAUACUGUUGGGAGUACGUGCUUUCUAAAUCUGAUCUGUUAAGGUAGCAAGACUCCGACUGACAAAGGGAAACCUGUUCUUGUCUUCUAGGGCUACAGGGUGAUUGAUGAAAAAGAUCCUGGAGAUAAUUUGGAAAGCGAGUCAGCCAUUUGUGAGAGGGUAAAAGCCUGGUGCUGUUCAACUACACCUGAGCCAGCCAUCUGUGGAAUAAGUCGUAUCUGGGUGUUUUCAAUGAUGAGGCGGAGGAAAAUUGCCUCCAGGAUGCUUGAGUGUUUAAGGUAAGGAUGUUUGAAACCAUAUACAUGUCAAAUGUCAGCUAAGCUUACUUUUGUACUGCAGGUCUUCACAGCACAGAAUACAUUGUAACGGUAGACUUCUCCAAUGCAUGUUUUUUUUUUUUUUGAUCAGGAUAUAAAAACUAUAAUAAAGGCACCCUUUGUAAUUUACCGCUUUUAAAAGAAUACAUUGAUAAAUAGAGUUGUCCAGAACCAACCAAAAUGUGUUCCCAAAAGGUGAGUUUCCAAGCAAAUCCAUCAUAUGAUUAUUAAGUCAUGACAUGGUUUUAGUUUUAGAGUAUGAGAUAACUGGUAGUUUACUGCACAAAAUAUUUAGUGUUUUAGACUAGACCAGGCCUCUCAUUUGUUCCAGAGUGACAACGGUUUGACUGGAGGAUGCAGUGCCCAAUAAAUGUCCAGCAGAGUAGAUGUGUGAAAUAGUAUUGCGUAUAUUUAUUUUUAUUAGAUAGAGAAAUCUAGGCUGAUUGACCUAAUCUCUAAUAAUAAAAAUUAACUGCAUUUUCUGAGAUUCCUGUAGUUAUUAUAGUUUAUUAUAGUUUAAGAUUGAAAUAAGUAGUGUCUAUAGAUAUUUUUACUAGUAGAGAACAUACUUUCUCAUCAUUGUCCUUAUUUGCUAUAUAUAUUCCAUUGCAACCUACUUUGUGAGAGUAUUGUCUCUUUAAUUUAGACUUUUUGGCGGUAUUUUAUCAUAUUUAACAUUGCUAAUAUCUUAUCUAUUGCAGAAAUCAUUUCAUAUAUGGCUCUUAUCUGAGUAAAGAAGAAAUUGCAUUUUCGGACCCAACACCAGAUGGCAAACUGUUUGCAACACAUUAUUGUGGCACCAGUCAGUUUCUUGUGUACAAUUUUAUCAAUGGACAGAAUCCGAUGAGUUGA